Acanthoscelides obtectus is the source of this 1599-nucleotide messenger RNA. The record is from the annotation of a GenBank genome assembly. NCBI's taxonomy places the organism in Eukaryota, Metazoa, Arthropoda, Insecta, Coleoptera, Chrysomelidae.
GUGACAGUUAACGAACCUAAAAAUUUGUAAUUGUAUAUCAUAAACAACCUUCAGUUUGAUUUUUAACGCAUAUUUUUGUAUAAAGUCUAAAAUUAAUUGCCCAAAUGGAAAAGCAUAACAUAGCCGCUCGACAUGAAGGCAAAGUUCUUCCUACUGUGAUAAACCUAGGAAUAAGUGAAUUGAUUUUGACGCCUCUGAUUUGUGCUUCACUGGUCGGUGAAAUUUUCAAAGGGCUUUUGUACCAAAAGAAUCAAAUACCCUAUCCUUACGGUUGGAUGGAAAGCAUGGUGAUCAAAAAAAGGAAGAAGCCAGAAGUUGACCGAUCAAAAAGGGAAAAUAUGACUGUUUCGAAUCACUAUCGGACUGUUUCGUCAGCGUAUGAUACUAUAGAGGAGAUUGUAAAAGCAUUCAAAGAAGAAUUCUUGAAUAAUGCGGAGCAUAUAAAAGAAGUAGUUAUUAUUUUUGGUACUAUGCCUCAAAGUCCUAAAGAAAUGUUCAGCAUAAGUAUUUCGGACCUAGCUGUUGGGCAUAUAGAACGAAAUCAUAUAGCAUAUAUGAACAAAUAUCAACAAAAGAUCUUGAGGAAUAUAUUUUUAUCACAAGAUUGGAUGGACUCAAUUGAUUCUUCAGUUUCUUGCACCAAUACUUUUGUGUAUUUAAAGAAGAACAGCUCCGGGACUAUAUCAAGCAACAGUGAUACUUUUAUACCAUCUAGACCUUUGACAUUUUCCCAAGGCUUGAAACAUACCAAGAUAAAUAUAAAAUCGGAGUAUAAUUUAGAUAGUAACUGUUGUGAUAAUUUAAUAAUAUAUGGACAAUCUAAGGCAUCACAAACUAUAUCUAGUGAAGCAACAGAAGUGGAUAGUGAAACUUUAUCAGAAACUUGGUACCAGUUCAAAGAUAUGGUGAAAGGUUUUAGAGAUUGUUAUGUUAAUAAAGUUUCUGCAUGUGAGCUAUGGUAAUUCAAAUUCAAGAUUAGAGGAAAUUGUGUGAUGCUAUUGCAAAAAGAUGGCAAAUUGUGAGAUAAUAUACACCAUCACUAAAUGAUGUUCAUUAAAAGGAUUGGCUAAUAAUAUGGAUUAUUCAAUGUAUUACUUUAUUAGCAUUACUUUUCAUUCAAUUCAUGAUACAUUACAAAUCAGUCACCUGAAAUAACAUUUUCUUUCACAGUUAUUGGCAACUUUUAUAAUACUAUUAAUUUUUGAAGUACAUUUACAUUUAUAACUUAUACAUAUCUACAUGAAUUGUUCCAUUAAAAAGCAUUAUGAUUUAUCCUUAUCCUUAUCCAUUCUGCAAUAAAUGAUGUUAAUUUGAGAGGAAAUAUAUAACACAAUGUCUUAUAAUCACAUUAAGUCUAGAAAGGGUAUGCAUAUAUAGAACAAAUGGACUGUCCUUUUUAUUGUUUUUCUUAUAUGCUGAUAGAAAAUAUACUUUUAAUUUGAAUUAAUUUUAUUAAUAAGUUUUUGGAGCCUUCUUAGACAUAAGAUUAUUGAUGAUGUCAGUUUACAAUUACUGUACUACAUAGUGUGAUGACCGAUUUUUGGCAUUUUACUUUUUAUACCUCAAAUUAUCACUAUUUGAUAAAUAAUAAAGAUAAAU